This is a messenger RNA of Moneuplotes crassus, 2980 nucleotides long. The record is from the annotation of a GenBank genome assembly. Lineage: Eukaryota; Ciliophora; Spirotrichea; Euplotida; Euplotidae.
GUCCAGAUCUAACGAAUCAUAGCUUCAAAACCCAUCAAGACCAGAAUAAAAUUAGUAAUUUCAACAAAAGUAGCAGAAAUCUCCUCUGGAGGUUCAUUUGGAGAGCUUGCUCUAAUUCAUAACAAGCCUAGAGCUGCCUCUAUAAUUACAGUAGAGGAUUCUCAUUUUGCGACAAUGAAUAGAGCUUCCUUCGAGAAGGUUAUGAUGAUCAUUAAAAGAAGGGAGAAUGAUAUCAUAGUCAAAUUCCUUGAAAGAUACAGAUACAUUUAUCCUCUGACUUACCAAACUAAGAUCAAGCUGGGAUAUUUUCUCAAGGAAAUUGAAUGUGUUAUUGGACAAGAAAUCUAUAAGGAAGGAGAUGACUCAAACUAUAUCUACCUUAUCAAAAGUGGUGAGUUUGAAAUCCAGAAGAAUAUGUACACUUGUAAAGACCCUGAAAGGACUAUAUCAUUCUUGAAGUUUACACAGAUGUGGUCAUCUAUUCUUCACAAGAAAAAGAAUCCUGACCUUCUUGGAAUGAUAAAUGAAAGAACACAAAUAUGCUUUACAGAAGAUCAAGACCAUCUUGAAAACUUGAAAUAUCAAGUAAAAGAUGCAACUAUUCAGAAAAUUAGGGUUGCAGUAAAAGCCCAAGGAGAGCAAUUUGGAGCAAACGAUUGAUAUUUUGGAUGCCCCUAUAGGACACAGAGCGUAAAAUGAGUUUCUCCGAAAGGAGUUAUCUAUCAAAUAGACUCUAAAGUUCUUAUUCAGAGGGUCAAGCAGAACAAUAAGGACCUUAAAGAUAUAAUUAUGGGCAACAUUAACCUUGUGGAAAGGCAAAUUCAAAAUUUUGCAAAGGUCAAGAAGACAGAAAUCUACCCUGCUUAUUUCAGCAAUAACUUAGUGGAGUACGAGGCAAGUUCUCUGAAUGAGUCUUCUGAAAGAGACCCUUGUACUCCAAAAAGCAUGAGGUCUAAUUGCUCAAGUCUUAAAAAGAUUUCCACAUUUACAGACAAAAGUUCUAAGCAAAUUCCUAUUUUAAGCAAAGCUCCAAAGCACUCAUCACUGUGUAAACUUCACAGUUUAAGCCCUGAGCUUGCAAAUGAGAAAGAAGAAGUUAAGCCUUUGGAGUACUCAGAGAUAAGGUCCGAAAUAUCUUUCUCUGAAGAUAAUGAGGGUGAAAAUUCUCCAAACAGCAAGCUAAAUACAAAUUCUGUCGAAGGAAGUUUAAGAGCUAAGAUGCAAAUUAGACCUUCUAACAUUGAAAUUAGUGAGAGACAGCUAGAUUUUUUAAUCCAUAAUUACAGAAGCAGUAACGAUAGGAAACACUCAAUGUAUCGCCUACACAAGAAUGUCAAAGGAACAAAAAAGAGUCUUGGAGCCCUUAACAUUCCCAAUAUGGAUAAAUCAAAAUCAACAUUUUUAAAUAAUAUCGAGAGUUUGAAGAUUAAUAAGAACUUUAUGCUCGAUUUUGAUUCAAAAGAUCCAACAAGUCUUGUAUCAGAAAGUAUAACUUCAGAAGAAUCCUAUUUUAUUAAAAUUAACCAAGAAGAGCCAGAUAAAUCUAGGAGGAUUCAAUCUGGCUCAAAGAGUACUUCAAAUAAGAGAAACCUAAAUAAAAGUUCUAAAGUUAACAGCAUUAUUCAAGAUAGAAGCGGAUUUUCAUCUGAGAAAUUGAACUCUCCUCUUGAGCAAGAAAAUGCAAGUUUGGGAAGGCACUCUCAAUCUAAAUUCAACCCAAACUCUAUCACAGAUAAAGGAAAUAGUAAUAAGUCAGAAUCUGAAACAGAAAAACCACUAUCUUUCGACUUAAAAGAACAUACAGUGGAAGAUCUAACUGAGCUUCCUGAAGAAUUAAGAGACAUAGUACCAAUGAAAUCAAUAUUAGUAACUUCCCUCCAAAAUACGAACGAGAUGCUAGAUAGUACAAAAGAGGAACGUCAGAGAUGGAAAGGAGUCAUUCAGCCUAUAUUAAUCAAGCAAAGUGAAGUUCAUACAAAUUUCCCCACCUCAUCAUCAGUGAAAAAUUUCUACAGGACUCCAAGAAGGCAAAUAAAAGCUAAUCAAUGUUUAAGAGGCAACAAAGUCCCUUUGUUUUCAACUUUGAACAUGAAUUCCAGAAAUUCUAAUAUGAGCAGCAUUGGUGGCUCACAAAGAUUACUUUCGCCAUUACAGUCUAUCAAUACCAAAUUUGUGAUGAACAAAAAGGAGAAAAUAAAGAGCCCAGUUCCUAAACUAAACGAGAAGAUAUUUCCUAUCAAUAAGACUAAUGAGAUUUUAAUGAACUCCCAAAAGGACUACAGUCUUCCUGCUAGCCCGAGAACACUUAUUCAAAAAUAAAAACAAAAGUAUGAAAAAUACGGAUAGUGUUGAAGCAACUCAGAAUAUCCCUGACUCUACUAAAGAAAUUCAGACUAAAUGCAAGAAUUAUAACUCUAACUGUGAAAUAGUGAAUAAUACAGCUAAAAGAGGAAAAAUUAAUACGAAAGCUCCUGCGGAGUUCCAUUACACUCCUGGUCAUGUGUUUAAACAACCAAUUGUUAAGUUUCAAUACAAGAAGGAAGAAGUGGGGUAUAACUUACCACAUAUCGUCAUGCCUAAACCUUCAUUUGAGACACUACAAGAGCUUAAUUUUACUUCUCCCAAGCCUAGAAAGAUACAACAGAGCAUAUUGCAAGCUGACAAAUGUGGUUUCUCAAAAAGUAACUUCUCAAGUAGAAUGAAGUCCAAUCAUGAUAAAUUUUUCAUUUUCAAUCACACAAGCUCUAAAUCCUUAAGUGCUGGUAAGAAAAAGCUGAAAAGCAAGAAACAAGUGGUAAAGGAUACCAAGACUCCUAUUAAAAAGCAUUUACUACCUUUGUUUAAGACUAAGAGCCAAACGAAGAAAGGUUUCACUCUAAAUUCAUUGUUUAAAGCCAAGAAACAAGACAGCGAGAGCUUGGAAGAAAUCACACAGAUCAGACAGAAAUGUGCCAAAUUCAUGAAAAAUAAUCAAAACUAG